This is a messenger RNA of Alnus glutinosa, 1547 nucleotides long. RefSeq lists its product as uncharacterized. The transcript is spliced from 4 exons. The record is from RefSeq and is a predicted model, not a curated record. Gene Ontology annotation, molecular function: RNA binding. The coding region runs from base 251 to 1105 and encodes 284 amino acids. Lineage: Eukaryota; Viridiplantae; Streptophyta; Magnoliopsida; Fagales; Betulaceae.
CUUAACAAACAAGCCCAAUCUCCUUCCCCUCUCUCUGUAGUUUCAACCGCCUUCUUUUCAAGUCUCCCUUUUCCCUUAAUGGUUAGGGUUUCUUAGGUGCGUCCACUUCGCACAACAAAUAUUGCAGAAAACCCCCUGUUCUCUCUCUAAUUUCUCCAACUCUCCUCUCGAACAACUUUCUAGGUCGACCGUGGACUGAUUCAGCUACUCUUCUUUUUUCUGAUCUGCAUAGCUAGCUGCAUCAUAAGAUAUGGAUGUUGAUGUAGAUCAUUAUCUUGUUCUCGGGCUGCCCUCAGGCGAGGAAGGCGCCAAGCUUAGUGUGGAUGACAUUAAAAAAGCAUACAGAUCAAAGGCUCUAGAGUUGCACCCAGACAAGAGGCCGGGUAAUAAACAAGCCCUUGCUGAUUUUCAAAGGCUUCAUACAUCCUACGAGAUUCUCAAGGAUGAAAAGGCCAGGAAGUUUUUUGAUGAUCUUCUACGGGUUAAGCGUGAGCAGCAACGUCGCCAGUCAGAGCGGAGUUCCAAACGUGAUGCCAAGCGGCAGAAGAUGGUUUCUGACCUUGAAGAAAGGGAGCAGGCCGCUUUUGCUCCUGACCCUGCGGCGAAAGAACGAGAAGAAGAGGAGAGAAUUGCUAAGAAGCUGAGGGAAGAGAUUGCAAGAAUACGAGCAAUGCACACAAAUAAAGGUGCAAAUAUGGCAUCGGCUGUAAGUAGAGAGUCAUCAGGAGUUAAGAAGGAGGGUAUGGAUACUACUGGGGCUAGGGUGGAUAAGGAGAAGGUGCUUAAAGUUUCUUGGGAGAAGGUUGGUGAAGAUUACACUGCAGAGGGGUUAAGAGAGUUGUUUUCAAAGUUUGGUGAGGUGGAUGAUGUUGUCAUUAAGAGUUCCAAGAAAAAAGGUUCAGCACUUGUUGUAAUGGCGACUAAAGAUGCAGCAGUUGCUGCUACAGGAAGUUUGUGUGGUCAUCUUUCAAAUCCUUUGAGUGUUUUACUUCUUCUACCACCAAAGGCAGCCGAGACUUCAAGUGCCAUGAGUUCCCCAACGGCAUUUGAGGAUGCUGUGCUUAUGAAACUUCAAGGCUUCAGCCGACAGCACAAAGCUCAUUGAUCUGCGUCUCACUACAUCGGAUCCCUUCAGAUCUCUCCGCCAACCAGCCUUUCUGCUGGUUCCCUUCAGCGGCGUCAUUGAACCCAGUUGCCAUUCUGGAAGUGGGUACGGGGAUUACCUUAGUUCUGGCCACUCAGCCACCAUCCCACACUCAGCAUCAAACGCAGAUGGUGGUGAUGGCCAUUCGGCCCAUUCUGGAAGUGGCGGGUACGGGGAUUACCUCAAUAUGGCUCAAGGUUUCUUGAAGAAACAGUGAUUCCAACUGCUUUUCUAUACUUGUCUGCUUAUGUCCACCCUUUGUCUUUUACUUUUGCUGAAUUUCUCUCUCACUUUUCUCUUUGUAAUUAGGUGUUUUCUUGUAUACUCCCAGUGUACCAAGGGACGCCUUACGCUUUUUUAAUGAGAUUGACUUCUUACUUAUAAAAAAAAUCUAUUCUGUACU